AUGGCUACCGUCGUUAUUCAGUAUCCUGUCGGUCACGACUUCGAUGUCGACUAUUAUGUCAACACUCAUAUGCCUCUAGCCCACAAGCUCUGGGGCCCUCAAGGUCUUGUCAGUGGACAGGUCAUCAAGCUCGGUGGAGACAGCCCUUACCAGAUUUACACUAUCAUCACAUGGGACAGCUUGGCUUCAUUCCAGAAGGCCAGUGCUUCAGAGGAGUCGAAGCAGAUUAAGGAUGAUGUCAAGAAUUUCACCACCGCGACACCUACCUAUGUUAUUGGCGAGACUGUUGCCAAGGCGUAG
This is a messenger RNA of Fusarium musae, 300 nucleotides long. RefSeq lists its product as uncharacterized. NCBI's taxonomy places the organism in Eukaryota, Fungi, Ascomycota, Sordariomycetes, Hypocreales, Nectriaceae. The record is from RefSeq and is a predicted model, not a curated record. The transcript has 2 exons. Gene Ontology annotation, molecular function: oxidoreductase activity. Bases 1 to 300 code for a protein of 99 amino acids.